Carassius auratus (goldfish) is the source of this 2247-nucleotide messenger RNA. RefSeq names its product protein kinase, AMP-activated, gamma 1 non-catalytic subunit (gene prkag1). Lineage: Eukaryota; Metazoa; Chordata; Actinopteri; Cypriniformes; Cyprinidae. Gene Ontology annotation, molecular function: protein kinase binding; AMP binding; protein kinase regulator activity. Gene Ontology annotation, cellular component: nucleus; nucleotide-activated protein kinase complex; cytoplasm. The transcript has 13 exons. The record is from RefSeq and is a predicted model, not a curated record. Gene Ontology annotation, biological process: protein phosphorylation; regulation of catalytic activity. Bases 148 to 1140 code for a protein of 330 amino acids.
GCGGCCUCCGCAUCGGUCAUCCUUUCAGGAGGCUCGGCCAGAGGCAGAAUACACAUCAUUUCAGCGACCGGAGACCGAAUUAUACUACAUUUCUGCGCUCUGAGUUCAAAGUAAACAUCUUUAGCUUCUCCACAUCGUGAAUGGAUCAUGGAGUGUGUUCCUGCUGUUCUAGAUGAGUUGGAUGUUAAAAAGGAGGCGCACACAGACGAUCCUGAGUAUAAUGUCUACACCCGCUUCAUGAAAUCCCACCGCUGCUAUGACCUGGUGCCCACCAGCUCCAAGUUGGUGGUGUUUGACACUUCUCUACAGGUGAAGAAGGCCUUCUUCGCUCUAGUGUCUAAUGGGGUGAGAGCAGCGCCUCUCUGGGACAGCAAGAAACAAUGCUUUGUCGGUAUGCUGACCAUCACAGAUUUCAUCAACAUACUUCAUCGCUAUUACAAGUCUCCUCUGGUCCAGAUAUAUGAAUUAGAAGAGCACAAAAUAGAAACAUGGCGAGAGGUCUACCUGCAAGACUCCUUCAAACCUCUCGUCAGCAUUUCUCCCAAUGCCAGCUUAUAUGAUGCCGUCUCAUCUCUAGUGAAGCAUAAGAUCCACAGAUUACCCGUCAUUGAUCCUCUAACAGGAAACACGCUCUACAUCCUGACGCACAAGAGGAUCCUCAAAUUCCUCAAGCUCUUUAUAUCUGAGAUGCCCAGGCCGGGGUUUCUGUCUCAAACGCUGGAGGAGUUGAACAUCGGAACGUUUCACAACAUCGCGGUGGUUCACUCGGAUACGCCGCUCUACGCCGCGCUCGGCAUCUUCGUGGAUCAGAGAGUGUCUGCUCUUCCUGUGAUGGAUGAAAAUGGACGUGUGGUGGACAUCUACUCCAAGUUUGAUGUUAUUAAUCUGGCGGCUGAGAAGACGUACAAUAACCUGGACAUCACUGUGACUAAAGCCCUCCAGCAUCGCUCGCAGUACUUCGAGGGUGUGCUCACCUGCCGAGCCAAUGAGACGCUAGAAGCCAUCGUCAACCGACUGGUGGAGGCCGAGGUUCACAGGUUAGUGAUCGUGGAUGAGCAGGAGGUUGUGAAAGGCAUCGUGUCUCUGUCUGAUAUCUUACAGGCGCUGGUGCUCUCCAAUGGAGACGAUGGAAGUUUUUGAUGGAAGGAGAGACGGUGAAGCAGAACGUCUCUGUAUUUCCUUUUCUCUCAGUACGUCACAAGGUGUUCCAGAAAAAGGAUUGCUAGAGAUGUCUCAGACACAGGAGAUAAUAAAGCACAGCCAGAUACAGAGUGAAGAAAGAGACCUCUGUACUGCUUCAGGGAGUCUACAAUCAUUUUAACUGGACAGAAUUCAGAUGUUUUUAAUUGUGUCACUGGGCACAGCUCUUACUGACGUGACAGCCGUCGUUCGUGUUAUUUCCCUCACAGAAGGACAACAGAUGAGGUUUUCGUGCAGGUGUCAGUGGAGAAGAAACAGAGUAUGUACUGAAGCGUUCUCUUAUUGAUCUGGACGUGGUUCAUUUGGGCUUUUGAUAUUGAAGAGUUUCAUCUGAGCCGGUCUGUUUCCACACUACACACUGAUACAGUCACUCCUGCAGUAUUCAGAGGACGUUUGACCCAUUUCAACUUCCUUUGUAAUGUGAACAUGGAGUGUUAAAAAUGCUAAAAAUGUUUUUAUAUUAACCAUUGAAUAUAGCGUUGAAUAUAAAAACAAUUACAGCUCUGUAAUAUUACCAUCAUGUAUUUUUAGUAUAUUAUCAUAGAUCGAUUUUGCCUGUUGUUUUUGGUCGUGUUAUAUGCAGAUGCGUUUUACUUCUAGGUUGCUAUUGAUUUUAUUCUUCAGUUGUUUUCAGCUGCAUGAUCUCAGUGGCUUUUAUCAAUGCUUUUGACAUAAAGAGGAAGCAGUGUUUUUAUAGAUUAAACAUGUCAUGAGAAACAGGCAGUGAUCUCCUGUCAGCUGUGCAUUAUGGGUAAAUUGUGAAGCCAUUUCAGUUAGAUAUAAUCCCACAAUUUGCUGAUGUUAUUUGUCAAAAUAAAAUGUACUGUAAGGUCCAGCAGCGACUCCGGACGAUUCACACUUCUCUUGUUUUUAUUUGCUAUGAGAAAAAAUAAUUCCAUCUUUUUAUUGGUAUAUAUUUUGCUGGUAUUUUUCUCUCUCUAAUAUUUUUUUAUGCCACGCACAUCUGCAAAUACACAGGAACUAUUUUCUAUUUCUCUCAUGUCUAAGAUGUUUCAAGGCACAAGCAAAUAAAACCUGUUCAGUUUU